Messenger RNA from Ananas comosus (pineapple), 1906 nucleotides. Its product is annotated as probable protein phosphatase 2C 55. NCBI's taxonomy places the organism in Eukaryota, Viridiplantae, Streptophyta, Magnoliopsida, Poales, Bromeliaceae. The record is from RefSeq and is a predicted model, not a curated record. The coding region runs from base 330 to 1586 and encodes 418 amino acids. The transcript has 5 exons.
CACGCUUGCGUUCGAAGAGAGGCCCCGAACUCUCUAUCUCUCUCUCUCUCUCUGUCGCAAAACCCUAAUCCGAUCUAAUCCCCGUCGCCAGGUGGGAGAAAGAAGGAAUCGGAGAAUCGCGCUCCGCGUACUCUUCUCCUCUUCUCCGAUCCCCCACUUUCUCUUUCCACUAUCUAUUUCGAUUUCUAGGGUUAGGGUUUCCUGCGGAAGAAGUGGAGAAAUCGCCCGGAGGAUUCAGAGUCGAAUUUGAUUUGUGAGUUAUGAGAUUUGCCAUUGUAGGCUGCUUAAGGAUUACGAAGGGACAAAACUGCUUCUUUUACUAGGAUAAUAUGCGAUCGUCUUCUUCAUAUCUUUUGGGUUCGAAGGCGCUUCAGAUGUCGCUCGAGUUCCUGAUGGGACGGCAAAGCUGCAGCUUGUCGACAGGCAGUAAUGGAUUCCAAAAUUUGCGCCCAUUCUCCAGUCUCGUCAGCAAUGUCUCGCAGUUUCAUAUAUCUGAUCAACAAGCGGCGGCAUCUCUUUCCAGAAAGGUCUCGCAAGCUCUUUCUCGUGUGAGUCAUCAUCUUUCCUUCUUGAAGGAUGUGCAGAAAUUGAGACCUUUGGGAAUUGCCAGUGCUUCUUUUCACAAUGGAAAUCUUGAUAAUUUUGGACAAGUUGGGAGGAGGUUCGGUUUUGUAAAUCGAGAAGAGCCGUGGAUGAAGGAAUCUUCAUUUUUUUGGCCUUCCUUCUAUUCUUCUGGAGCAGCUCCUGAUGUCUCUUUUGAUGGGUCUCCGCGUGAUGUUCAGGACCAGCAGCUUGAGAACUCUACGGGCUCCUCUGACCAGAACAAACCAAGUGAGAGAACCCUGAAGCUGCUAUCUGGAUCAUGCUACUUGCCACACCCCGAUAAGGAAGAAACUGGUGGAGAAGAUGCUCAUUUUAUAUGUGAUGAACAGGCCAUAGGAGUGGCUGAUGGUGUUGGUGGCUGGGCAGAUCUUGGUGUUGAUGCAGGACAGUAUGCUAGAGAGCUUAUGUCUCAUUCACUGGUGGCUAUACAAGAAGAGCCAAAAGGAUCCAUUGAUCCAGUAAGAGUGCUCGAGAAAGCUUACAUGAGCACGAAAGCCAAAGGAUCAUCAACAGCAUGCAUCAUUGCUCUCACAGAUAAGGGAAUUCGUGCGGUGAACCUUGGCGACAGUGGCUUCAUAGUUGUUAGAGAUGGAUGCACAAUCUUCAGAUCACCUGUGCAGCAGCAUGACUUCAAUUUUACUUACCAGCUUGAGAGUGGCAAUUCAAGUGACCUGCCUAGUGCUGCCCAGGUAUUCACUGUUCCUGUCGAAUCCGGCUAUGUUGUCGUCGCGGGAACUGACGGGCUAUUUGAUAACUUGUACAACAACGAGAUCACCGCCGUGGUCGUUCACGCCGUCCGGGCCGGAUUGGAACCUCAAGUGACCGCCCAGAAGAUAGCCGCUCUGGCUCGCCAGCGGGCCCUGGAUAAGAACCGGCAAACACCCUUCUCGAGCGCCGCCCAGGACGCAGGAUAUCGAUACUACGGGGGAAAGCUCGACGACAUUACCGUCGUGGUAUCGUAUAUCACCGCAUUCGGCACAUGAAUCAUGUCACCGACUGUUGUUUCCUUUUGUAGAUAAAUAGUUCUUUGCACCAACAUGUUAUAAUUAGAAAGUAGCACUGAUAUCUUCUUUUCUAUCUGUACCAUACAAAUGGUGUUACAGGAGGAUUUUCUAGGGAAUAUCAAAUCCCAGUGAACUUGCUUUUGGUAUUGAGUUGCUCUCCAUUCGUAGAAAUUUGUGGGAUUAACGCACUCGAGAUGAUACUCCUGUGUUGCUCUUUUUCCACCUUUUUAUUACAUUUGGUUUCUAACCAUGUUUCUCUUUUCCUUGAGUCUACUGAAAGGGCCUUGCUUUUCUUGGUG